Messenger RNA from Oxyura jamaicensis (ruddy duck), 4633 nucleotides. It is a transcript of the gene TENT4A, whose product is annotated as terminal nucleotidyltransferase 4A. NCBI's taxonomy places the organism in Eukaryota, Metazoa, Chordata, Aves, Anseriformes, Anatidae. Gene Ontology annotation, biological process: RNA 3'-end processing. Gene Ontology annotation, cellular component: TRAMP complex; nucleolus. The record is from RefSeq and is a predicted model, not a curated record. The transcript has 13 exons. Bases 221 to 2578 code for a protein of 785 amino acids. Gene Ontology annotation, molecular function: mRNA binding; poly(A) RNA polymerase activity.
GGGCGGCGGGGCCAAGGGGAAGGGAAGGGGGGUGCCGGUUUAAACGGGGCGGCGCAUGCGCGGUGCGGCGCCUGGCUCUGCCUCGGGGGCCGCCACAUUGGCUCGGCGAGGGGAGCGCUGCGGGCAGCGCCGGGCCGGCCGUGCCCUGCCCGUCCCCGUGCCCAUGCCCCGGCUGCCGGCAGCGGGCGCGGCCCGGCGCUGAGCGGAGGGCAGAGCGUGGAUGGAUCCCCGCGUGGCCUGGAUCCAGCCCGAGCAGAAAGGCCCCGCGAAUGCGCUCUGGAUGCAGAUCUGGGAGACCUCGCAGGGCGUGGGGGGCCGCGGCGGCGGCGCCGGCUUCCCGCACUACCUCUGCCUCAACUCGCCGGCGCUGGACCCGGCCGCCGCCGCCGCCGCCUCGUCCCCUCCGCCCCGCGGCCACGGCUGCGCCCGGCUCGGGGCGCCCGGCCCCGGCUGCUGCUCCUCGUCUUCGCCGCCUUCGCCCUCGCCGUCGCCGCCGGCCCUGCUGGCCGGGCUGCUGCCCGCCGCCGCCCCCGCCGCCGCCGGCCCCCCGCCCGCCGCCGGCCCCGCCAACGGUGGCGGCGGGGAGGGAGGGCGGCGGCUGCAGAAGUCGCCGUCGGUGUCGUCGUCGUCGUCGUCGUGCUCGUCGGUGGAGUCCGGCACCGAGAGCCCCGGCUUCUCCUCGUCGGGCUCCUGCGGCGGAGGCGGCGGCUCCUCCUCUUCCUCCUGCGGCCCCCGGGCGGCCGUGGCUCCUCCCGGGCUGCUGGGCAGCGGGGCCGGGCCCGGGGAGUUUUUUAACUUCCACGAGAACGACAAAGCGAACAGUGUGAACGGGCACCACCCCCCCCCCCCCCCCCCGCACCUCGCCCGCGGGCCCCACCACCCGCCGCCGGCCUCCCCCCAGCAGCACCAGUACCACCCGGGCCGGAGGAAACGGGAGAAUAAAGCCAGCACCUAUGGCAUGAAUUACCUGCUCUCCGGCAGCCGGGGCGUCGCCGCCAACACCUCCCCGCACCAGCAGCGGCAGCCGCCUCAGCCGGCGCUGCAGAGCCCCGGCACGCCCUGGAAGACGAGGAAAUACAGCCCGGGCGUGCAGGGACUACACGAAGAAAUAAUUGACUUCUAUGACUUCAUGUCCCCUCGUCCAGAAGAAGCAGCUAUGAGAAGAGAAGUGGUGAAAAGAAUAGAAACGGUCAUCAAAGAUCUCUGGCCUACAGCUGAUGUCCAGAUAUUUGGCAGCUUUAGUACAGGGCUUUAUCUUCCAACUAGUGAUAUUGAUUUAGUUGUUUUUGGGAAAUGGGAACGCCCCCCUUUACAGCUGCUGGAGCAAGCACUAAGAAAACACAAUGUGGCUGAGCCGUAUUCCAUUAAAGUACUUGAUAAAGCUACGGUACCAAUAAUAAAACUUACUGACCAGGAGACGGAAGUGAAAGUUGACAUCAGUUUUAAUGUAGAAACUGGUGUGAAGGCAGCUCGAUUUAUCAAGGAAUACAUGAAGAAAUACUCUUUGCUGCCUUAUUUGAUUUUAGUAUUAAAACAGUUCCUACUUCAGAGGGACUUGAAUGAAGUUUUUACUGGUGGAAUUAGCUCUUACAGCCUAAUUUUAAUGGCAAUUAGUUUCCUGCAGCUGCAUCCAAGAAUCGAUGCCAGAAGAGCUGAUGAAAACCUUGGAAUGCUUCUGAUAGAAUUCUUUGAACUCUACGGAAGGAAUUUUAACUACUUGAAAACUGGUAUUAGAAUAAAAAACGGAGGUGCCUAUAUUGCCAAAGAAGAAAUAAUGAAAGUCAUGACUAAUGGAUACAGACCAUCCAUGCUAUGUAUUGAAGAUCCUCUCCUGCCUGGAAACGACGUUGGCAGAAGCUCUUACGGUGCCAUGCAAGUGAAACAAGUUUUUGAUUAUGCCUACAUUGUUCUUAGCCAUGCAGUAUCACCACUUGCAAGAUCAUAUCCAAAUAGAGAUUCUGAGAGCACAUUAGGUAGAAUCAUCAAAGUGACCCAAGAAGUGAUUGACUACAGGGCCUGGAUUAAAAAGAAGUGGGGGAGCAAAAUUAAUUUAUCACCUGAACUUGAUAAUAGGUUGAAAAUAAGAGACCAGAUAGCUCCGUGCAAUGGAGAACAGCAACAGAACAGAGACUCUGAACCAUCUUACAACCAACGCUUGGCUUUGUCACUAGCUAAUACACAACAGUUAUCCUCUGGCUCAUCUGCAUCUUCUGUAUCAUCACUCUCCGGCAGUGACAUUGAUUCUGAUACACCACCUUGCACAGCUCCUAAUGUUUACCAGUUCAGUCUGCAAGCACCGACUCAACUUAUGGCCAGUUUACCACCCGUAUUGCCUAUGCCAAGUGGUAAACCCCAAUCUGCGCCUACGAGAACCUUGAUAAUGGCCGCCAGUAAUCAGCAGCACAGUGGAAUGAAGUUUUCUAUGAAAGGAACUCAUAAUCAAGGCAACAGCUACAGCCCCGUCAGCAGUGGAGGCAUGAGGCAACCAGUUGGUAACAGAGGACACCACCAGUACAAUCGUAAUAUAUGGAGAAGAAAAAAACACAGAGACAGUUUGCCUAUUAGUCUGAGCAGAUAAUGGCAGAUGCCAAAAUGACCUUCCCUGUUCAGACAAACUGAGCGAGUGCCACUCGACUUGGGGGAUGGAGACCAGCGUCCAGCACAUCGUUUUAUUGGUGUUGCCAAAUAUCUGCAGCUGACUUCUUUGCAUGUUUCUUUGUGUGGUGGUUCAGUCCAUCUUCAAGAAGUAGUUGUGCUUAUCUGUGAAGCCUUAUUAAAUGUGGAAGUUUGUUUUUCUGCCUUCCCACAAUGGUUCAUACAGUGCCGAAGCAGCUCUGACAAUGGAACUGCAAGGACAUUUACAAAUGCUGUGGCUUUUUUUGCUGUGGCUACAUCUGUUCCUUUGUGGGUUCUGUUUUAUUUUGGAAGUGAAGGAAACUUCAGCCCCUUGGAUUUUUUUUCUUUGCAGCAAAUCAAGUUGGGAAUUCAUAAAAAUAAAUUUGCUGCUCUCCUGUUUGUUUCAAAGUUCAGAAUUUUUUGCUCUGUAAAUAUUGGAGGUUUAAUUUGUGCAAUAACUUGGAAUUUUUAAUUUAAUUUCAUAUUGUCACAUAAGUUAUAUUUAAGGGGAAGAGGUUUUUUAAUUUACAGAUCCUUUCCCAGGUUGCAUUAUCUAAGUUGGGUUCAUAGUUUUGGCAGGUUGUCUGAGCAGUGUUACAAACAUGACAUUUGAUAAUAUUUGAGGCUUCUCGAUUCACAAUGAAAGUGCGAUUUGGCUUAUGGUUUUAAGAAGGUAUUACGCUCCAAAGCAUUUCAACCCUAUGUUUUUUAGCUCAUUGUCUGGCCUCUAUCAGUUGUCUUGCUCUGACCAAUGAGUUUUAAUUUUAUUCCUUUUACUAGACAACAAAUCCAGCAUUCUUAGUACCAGAAAGAAAACUUUUGGGGAAGGGGGGAAGGUUGGUUCAAGUUCUGAUGUGAAAUUAAAAAGCUGUGAACUACACGCUUUGAUGCAUUUUAGUAAUGUAACCUGUUAAUGUUUGGGUUCAAACAACGUUAUUAAACAGAGGUACCCGGCUUAAGGAAUGUGGAGAAAGGAAAUAUGUUGAUUCCAUUAAGGAAUCUGUAUAGCAGUAUGCAUUAGUUCUGUUAAGAGCAAAUAUAUAAAAAGUACUUCAGCUGCUCUAAGCAUUAUGAGAAGUAUCUUUUAAUGUAUUGCAGGAGAGCACAGCCCAGUGUUGUACACAGUAUGAGUGGCUGGCACUUAAUUUACAGAUGCAUACAGGUAUACUAUGCAAGUGUGUAUUGCCAUGACAAACACUGUCUUUAACUUUUUGAAAAAUGUACAUCCUGCCUAACCCUGAGUUUUUAAAGCACCACAGUUGUCCUGGGAGUAGGUCACAUCUCACGCCCUCUGACUUCCCAUUUUUUUAAUGAAAGUUCUUAAACUAUACAGAAAACUACAGAUCAGUUCUAUAAAUCCAUUAGCAGAGAAAGCUGAAGAAUCCUGUUAACAGGACAUCUAUAACAUCUAUACUGUGUACAGAUACAGGUGGUUUUAAAACUGAUAUCUGACUAUUAAAAUGAGGUGUCAAGCAUGAAGCUUUUUAAUACGCUGUAUGCCUUUGAAGCAGAAGUAGUUCAUGUUAUUACUGAAUCUGUUGAACAAAACAGGUCUUUGAGGGGAGAGAGGGCAACAUUCCAAAGUAGAGUAGUGCAUAUCUGUUUGCAAAAAGUUUGUCUUAAUGCUCAGAUUCAUCACAAUUUUGAAUAAAAAUAAAAAUUGUGAGCUGAUUCAUAAAUAAUAUCUAAGGGCUGUUACAUGAGCCUGUACUGCUUAGUCUUCACACACUAGCAAUAUUGAGCAUAACUACAUUAAAGAGCCUUCAAAGGCUUUAGUUGGUGUCUUAUACUAGCGUCCAUUUUAAAGCGAAAUUCAUUUGAAAAGUGGUAUCAUGUAACACUUCAGUCAUGGUGAACCAAAUAAAUUGGCCUGGCUAUCACUGUGGUUAUGUGCUACAGGUUUAAAAAAAUCAUGUUUAAAUUUUUUGUGUGGACAACUAUGUGGAAGCUAAAAUUGACAUAUUUUUAUGUAAAGUUUUCUAUUCUUUGAUUUUUAAUAAACUUUGGAGACCAGUCA